This is a messenger RNA of Labrus mixtus (cuckoo wrasse), 3100 nucleotides long. It is a transcript of the gene tyr, whose product is annotated as tyrosinase. Gene Ontology annotation, biological process: melanin biosynthetic process; pigmentation. NCBI's taxonomy places the organism in Eukaryota, Metazoa, Chordata, Actinopteri, Labriformes, Labridae. The record is from RefSeq and is a predicted model, not a curated record. Bases 421 to 2043 code for a protein of 540 amino acids. Gene Ontology annotation, molecular function: tyrosinase activity. The transcript has 5 exons.
CACAAUGAGAUCACACACUUUGGUAGAGGACGGCCCCCAAAACGCCUCAAUGAGUAGGGGGAGAACUAGAGACUGUUGGCUGGGUGUAAGAAAGAGCUGGAAGGAGGUUUUCUAGUGACUUAGAUGAUAGAAUAGAGGAUUAGCCUGUCUCAAAAAUCAUCAGUUCCUUCUUUUAAAUUCAGUGCCAGAGGAGUUUGUAGAUGUUUUUACUUUUUUAUUCAACUUUAGAUGCUUUUUCUUUUAUCAGAUUUGGUUGAAACAAGAACUCUCCACUAGAGAGAGGUGACUCUUCUCCUCUGUGCUGCUGCUUUUUGAGUAGAUCCUCUUCAUCUGCACAGUUUGUGAGUGUUGUGUUCAGUUUUUCAGCAGGACUCUACCUUUCUGCUGUGCUUGAGGUUUGACUUGCUCUCACUUUUCAUUAUGAGGAUCCUAUGUGUAUCUUUAGUUUUGCUACAGCUCAUUGGGACCUGUUUCUGCCAAUUUCCUCGCGCAUGUGCGACUUCAGAGGGCCUACGGACCAAAGUGUGUUGCCCGGUGUGGGAGGGUGACGGCUCAGCCUGUGGUGCCCUGUCAGGCCGUGGGUUUUGUGCUGAUGUGGUGGUCUCUGAAGAGCCCCAUGGGCCCCAGUACCCGCACAGGGGGGUUGAUGACAGAGAGCGCUGGCCUUUAGCUUUCUUCAACAGGACAUGUCGUUGUGCUGGAAACUAUGGAGGUUAUAAUUGUGGUGAAUGCAGGUUUGGUUACUGGGGUUCAAACUGUGCUGAGUACAGGGUGUCAGUGCGCAGGAACAUCCUGACCAUGUCGACUGCUGAGCAACAGAAGUUUAUUUCUUAUCUGAAUUUGGCCAAGAACACAGUCAGCAGAGAGUUUGUCAUCACCACAGGAACGAGAAAAGAGAUGGGUGAAAAUGGAGAGAACCCCCUGUUCGCCAACAUCAAUACCUAUGACCUGUUUGUCUGGAUGCACUACUAUGUGUCCCGGGAUGCCCUCCUAGGAGGGCCGGGCAACGUUUGGGCAGACAUUGACUUUGCCCACGAAUCUGCAGCAUUUCUACCCUGGCACAGAGUUUUCCUGCUCAUGUGGGAGAGCGAGAUUCGGAAGCUCACAGGAGAUUUUAACUUCACCCUUCCAUACUGGGACUGGAGGGACGCCAAGACCUGUGAGGUAUGCACCGAUUCUCUGAUGGGUGCACGCAGCUCUUUUAAUCCCAACCAGAUCAGCCCUGCUUCAGUCUUCUCCUCAUGGAAGGUGAUUUGCACUCAGCCAGAAGAUUACAACAACCGAGAGGUCCUGUGCAAUGCUUCUGGGGAGGGUCCACUGUUGCGCAACCCUGGUAAUCAUGAUCCUUCCCGUGUAUCCCGUCUCCCGACAUCAGGUGACGUGGACUUCACUGUGGGCCUCCAGCAGUACGAGACGGGACCCAUGGACCGUUUCGCCAAUAUGAGCUUUAGAAAUGCUCUGGAGGGUUUUGCCAGUCCAGAGACCGGUAUGGCAGUGCCGGGUCAGAGCACAAUGCACAACGCCCUGCACCUCUUUAUGAACGGCACCAUGUCCUCAGUUCAGGGGUCAGCCAACGACCCCAUAUUCCUGCUGCAUCACGCUUUUAUUGACAGCAUCUUUGAGCGCUGGCUCAGGACCCACCAGCCUCCCCGCACCAUUUACCCCACUGCCAAUGCCCCUAUUGGCCAUAACGACGGUUACUACAUGGUGCCCUUCCUGCCUCUCUACAGAAACGGAGACUACUUUCUGUCCAACAAGGUUCUAGGAUUUGAGUAUGCCUACCUGUUGGACCCUGGGCAGAGAUUCCUUCAAGAGUUCAUAACACCAUACCUUGAGCAGGCGCAGCGCAUCUGGCAGUGGCUGCUGGGAGCCGGGAUGCUCGGAGCACUGAUUGCAGCAAUCGUUGCUGGAAUUAUUGUUGUCGUAAGAAGGAAAUGGAAACGAAACCAGAGGAGGAAGAGGGUGCCGAGCUUCGGAGAGAGACAGCCGCUCCUGCACAGCAGCUCAGAUGAUGGAUCAACUUCAUAUCAGAAUACUCUGUAAAAAAAACACACAGAUACUGAGCUUACAGCAACUGCUGCAUGAGAAUGCACAAACCAUUAGGGACACUCGCUAUAUACGUGGAGAAUGAAUGAGAUGGAUCCCAGCGAAAGACUUUGUUUCAUAAUGAUUUCACUUAACAAAUACAGUAUUAACUAAUUUAUCCAAAUGUGAAGAUAGAUAGGGAAGUAUAUUUGAUAUAUCUCCCUGAUAAAGUCUCUAAAUUAAAACUAGAUAGUACAUUUAGGAUAUAUAAAAACAUUAGAACCAUUAGGUGUAAUAGGACGUAAAGAUGUAGGAUGUCUAAACAACACAGAACAUUUUCUCAUGUAUACUCAAACUGUGACUUGUGUCAGGUUAAAGCACUUACCUGGAGUACAUCUAUGUGCUCGAUGUUGUUGUCUGGUCAUCAAAUAAUGAAUUCUGAGCUCCUUGGCAACUUUUUUCCUUUCCAGCCUGAAACACAGAUUCAAACUGCAAAACAAAAUUCAUUUUUCUUUCCAUUGAAUGGAGCUCUGUUUAUCUAUGAUUCUAUUUACAAUUCACACACGUGGAUGCUGUAUGUGAGAGAACCAAAUAAAAUUCAUCUGAAAAGUGAGAUGGAGGGAAGUAUGUGACAGAACAGUCUGCUGUACUUUAGAUUUAGUGUCAUCUUAUGGUGUAAAAGUCAGGUUCUUUGCACCUACAGUUACUAAAUCAGUUUUAGAAUAAAAUUGAAGAUAAUUAAUGAUGAUGAUAAAUGCAUUUUGUAAUUUUAAAAGUAGCUAUGAACCAAACUGCAUUGUAGAUAUGUGUCUGUAGAAUGGUCAUGUAAAUCUCCAGUGUAACUUUCUAUAGGUCAGAAAAUUCACAGAUUUUCUUCAAUUUAAAAUUCACGAUUCACUUCAAACCCUGCUCUAUAAAGCUGAAGUGACAUCACUUCAACACUCUUUUGUGAAAUAUCACCGGUGCUAAAGAACAACAGUGUGCGGUACACAGUGUGUAUAAUGUAGGCAGUAUGAUGAAGACAAGGAUGAAUCAUAAGUUGGUCCAUAACACAUUAAAAGAAGAUCAAAACAGA